UGGCAGCGGCUCAUGGCGGCUGUGGGGCCCCCGCAGCUGCAGGUGCGGAUGGCCCCCCAGCAGAUCUGCGCGGUGCUCGAGGUGGCGCUCCGGGUGCCCUGCCUCUACAUCAUCGACGCCAUCUUCAACUCCUACUACGAUUCCAGCCAAAGCGGCUUGUGCAUCGUGCUGCAGAUCUUCCUCCGGCUCCUUGGUAUCUUUGUAUCCAGUGUUGUGCUGAUCUUGUCACAGCGAUCGCUUUUCAAGUUUUACAUGUACAGCUCCACGUUUUUAUUGGUUACAUCGGCAGUGCUCGUGAAUUACUAUGCUGCCUUGCACAUUGACUUCUACGAAGGGGCCUACAACGCUUCAGCUUUUGAAAUUGAGCUGCUUCCCCGGAAGGGGCCCUCGCUCUGGAUGGCUAUCAUCCUGCUCCAACUGACCUUUGGCAUUGGAUACAUCACACUACUCCAGAUUCAUUCCAUCCACUCACAGCUAAUUAUUUUGGAUAUCUUGGUCCCUAUAAUAGGCGUAAUCACAGAGCUACCAUUGCAUAUCAGAGAGACUUUAGUUUUUACUUCUUCCCUGAUUCUCAUAUUAAAUACAGUGCUUGUCUUGGCAGUGAAACUGAAGUGGUUUUAUUAUUCCACACGGUAUGUUUUUCUGUUAGUGAGGCACAUGUAUCGAAUUUAUGGAUUACAGUUAUUGAUGGAGGACACGUGGAAGAGGAUUCGUUUCCCAGAUAUACUUCGAGUCUUCUGGCUGACAAGGAUUACAGCUCAGGCUACAGUGUUAAUAUACAUUUUGAGGAUGGCAAAUGAAACGGAGUCCUUCUUUCUUUCUCGGGAUGAUUUCUGGGACCUCAUCUGUAAUCUUAUAAUCAGUGGAUGUGACUCAACGCUCACUGUCCUGGGCAUGAGUGCUGUCAUCUCCUCAGUAGCUCAUUAUUUGGGCCUUGGAAUAUUGGCCUUCAUUGGAUCAACUGAAGAAGACGACAGGCGGCUUGGCUUUGUAGCACCUGUUUUGUUUUUUAUUUUGGCUCUUCAGACUGGUCUGAGUGGGCUACGACCAGAAGAAAGACUUAUUCGCUUAAGCAGAAACAUGUGCCUUUUAUUAACUGCAGUCCUGCAUUUCAUCCAUGGGAUGGCAGACCCCGUGUUAAUGUCUCUGAGUGCCUCUCAUGUGUCAUCUUUUCGUCGACAUUUCCCUGUGCUGUUUGUCUCUGCUUGCCUGUUUGUCCUUCCUGUCUUACUCAGUUACGUUCUUUGGCAUCACUAUGCGCUCAAUACAUGGUUGUUCGCAGUCACAGCCUUCUGUGUGGAACUCUGCUUAAAAGUAAUUGUUUCUCUCACUGUUUAUACGCUAUUCAUGAUUGAUGGCUACUACAAUGUUCUCUGGGAAAAACUUGAUGAUUAUGUCUACUACGUUCGUUCAACUGGCAAUAUUAUUGAAUUUAUUUUUGGAGUAGUAAUGUUUGGAAAUGGAGCUUAUACUAUGAUGUUUGAAUCAGGAAGUAAAAUCCGAGCUUGUAUGAUGUGCCUACACACGUAUUUUAACAUCUACUUACAAGCAAAAAAUGGCUGGAAGACUUUCAUGAAUCGUAGGACUGCUGUUAAGAAAAUUAACUCACUUCCUGAAGUAAAAGGGAGCCGCUUGCAAGAAAUAGAUGAUGUAUGUGCAAUCUGCUACCAUGAAUUUACAACAUCUGCUCGUAUUACACCAUGUAAUCACUAUUUCCAUGCACUUUGCCUUCGGAAAUGGCUGUACAUUCAAGACACUUGUCCCAUGUGCCAUCAGAAAGUAUACAUCGAUGAUGAUAUCAAGGAUAAUUCAAAUGUAUUUAACAACAAUGGAUUUAUUGUACCCAACGAGAAUCAAAAUCCCGAGGAAGCUGUAGGAGAAGCUGCUGCUGAAUCUGACAGGGAACUGAGCGAGGAUGACAGCACAGACUGUGAUGAUGGCGUGGACAGAGAAAGGCAUGGAGUGAAUAACCCCACGGGCACAGCAGCUGAAGACUUCAAUGACGACACUGACUGAUUCAAAUAGCAUUUACUAAUCACUGAGGUAUCUCUUUAAAAUUCAGCUCAGCCAGAAUGGAGUACUAUGCCUCACUUCAGUGUGUAACCAAGCACAAAAGCAGUAUCAAUGUUGAAUCUGUGAAUAGUUUUCCGUUUACUGUGAUGUGCUACUGUAAAUAUACCUCUUUAAUUACUUCUGGUCUCUUUGGUGACCUAUUUAAAUUUGUGUACAUUAUUGUACAUAGAAUAAAAUGUUUUCACAUUUUUAUGACAAAA
Molecule: messenger RNA, 2273 nt
Organism: Ochotona princeps (American pika)
Lineage: Eukaryota; Metazoa; Chordata; Mammalia; Lagomorpha; Ochotonidae
Gene: RNF139
Product: ring finger protein 139
Exons: 2
Coding region: 13-2016 (667 amino acids)
Biological process (GO): ERAD pathway
Cellular component (GO): endoplasmic reticulum; endomembrane system
Molecular function (GO): ubiquitin protein ligase activity; zinc ion binding
Source: RefSeq, a predicted model, not a curated record